ACCAUGGCUUAUUCCAAAAAGAUCAUCUUCUUCCUUUUCUCCUCUCUCCUUCUUCUACAUGUGGUUUCCUCCGUUGAGUUCACGGUCGUCAACAAGGCCGUUGGAACUCCUGGUGGUGUGCGCUUCGACAACGAAAUAGGCGUUGACUGCAGCAAACAGAUAAUGGUAGCUUCCACUGAUUUUAUAUGGAAAAUUUUCCAGCAAAGCUCUAUUGCUGAUCGAAAGAAUGUGCACAGGGUUAGCCUAUUCAUUGUCACUGACUAUGACGGAGUGGCCUUUGCUAGCAACAACGAAAUUCAUGUUAGUGCUAGCUAUAUUGCAAACUAUGGUGGAGACGUGAAGAGGGAGAUAACAGGUGUGCUAUAUCACGAAAUGACUCAUAUCUGGCAAUGGAAUGGGAUCCCGAAUGCACCAGGCGGGCUGAUCGAAGGGAUCGCCGAUUACAUACGGCUGAAGUCGGGGUAUAUUCCGAAUCAUUGGGUGGGACCGGGCGGCGGGAGUUCAUGGGACCAAGGGUACGACGUGACAGCAAGAUUUUUGGAUUAUUUAGAGGGGUUGAGUAGUGGGUUCGUGGCAGAGCUGAAUUGGAGGCUCAAAUAUGGCUACUCUGCCAAUUACUUCGUGCAAUUGCUGGAGAAGCCCGUGGAUCAGCUCUGGGCAGAUUACAAGGCAGCUUAUGGACAUUAGGAGUUAGAUUAAUUAUUGCUCAUCACACAUAAUAUAUAUUAUGUAUGUUUAUCGUUGUAUAAUUUUAAAUAAAAAGAAUGGAGGUGUGUCUCAUCUUCACUAAUACACAUUUUUUCGACUUA
This is a messenger RNA of Cucumis melo (muskmelon), 809 nucleotides long. RefSeq lists its product as uncharacterized. The record is from RefSeq and is a predicted model, not a curated record. The transcript has 2 exons. Bases 4 to 687 code for a protein of 227 amino acids. Lineage: Eukaryota; Viridiplantae; Streptophyta; Magnoliopsida; Cucurbitales; Cucurbitaceae.